Syngnathus acus (greater pipefish) is the source of this 1865-nucleotide messenger RNA. RefSeq names its product gastrula zinc finger protein XlCGF57.1-like. Gene Ontology annotation, cellular component: nucleus. Bases 141 to 1865 code for a protein of 574 amino acids. NCBI's taxonomy places the organism in Eukaryota, Metazoa, Chordata, Actinopteri, Syngnathiformes, Syngnathidae. The transcript is spliced from 3 exons. The record is from RefSeq and is a predicted model, not a curated record.
AAGCGACGACGACGACAAAGUCGCGCUUGGUUUAAGCACUCAAACAGAAGCUUGUUGCCUUCUAUUUGGCUGCAUUAGAUAAACCCGCAACUUAUGUGGCAUUAGCUACAUUACAACUGCAACGACGAAAGAGCUAAAAAAUGUUUGCAAGAACCACAGCAAAGUACGUGGAGGAAAAGGACCGUGGUCCUCAACGACUGGAAGAUCUUUGGCUGCAGCCUUAUGUUGUGCUGCACAGAGUAGACCUCAGUGAAGCUAUUCGUCCUGAACAGCAGGAGAGAGCGCGCAUUCGCAUUAAAAAGGAAGAUGUGGGUAAAGAGGUCCACCACUUGAAUGAACAAAUGGAGCAGACAUUUCUUUGCGCUAUAAAAGAGGAGGAAGAGCCAGAGCUGCCUUGUAUUAAAGAGGAGAGAGAAGACUCCUGCAACAUUAAAGAGGAGGGAGAAGACUCCUAUGACAUUAAAAAGGAGGAAGAAGAAGAGGAGGAGAUCUGCAAGGUGCCAUUGACUGGUGUACCUGUGACGAGUUUAGAUGAGGGUCAACAUGAAAUGAGCAAAGGGGCGGAGCCUCCAAACUGCAGUUCAAGUCAACAAAUGACCAGAGAAGGUAAUGGAGACCACUGUGGCGGAUCACAAGCAGCUCCACCAUCAGAGAGUCAUGACGUGUUGUCACAUAUUCCUCCUGCUGCUGAUGAGUCUCAAAACAGUAGUUUGAAACAACACAUGAGAAUGUACAUAAGAAAGAAAAACUUUUCCUGCUCGGAUUGUGGCCAAGAAUUCCCUCGGAGGGAACAUUUAAAAAGGCAUACAAGAAUCCACACUGGUGAGAAAUCUUUUGCAUGCUCAGUUUGUGGCCAAAUAUUAUCUAACAAGCGAAAUUUAAAAAAUCACACAAUACUCCACACUGGUGAGAAAUCUUUUGCAUGCUCAGUUUGUGGCCAAAUAUUAUCUAACAAGCGAAAUUUAAAAAAUCACACAAUACUCCACACUGGUGAGAAGCCUUUUUCAUGUCUAGUUUGCGGCAAAAGAUUUUCUGUGAAGAGAUAUCUAACACUUCAUACAAGAAUUCACACUGGUGAGAAACCUUUUUCAUGCUCAGUAUGUGGCCAACUAUUCUCUGAGAAGGGAAGCUUAAAAAAGCACACAAGAAUCCACACUGGUGAGAAGCCUUUUUCGUGCCUAAUUUGUGGCAAAAGAUUUUCUGUGAAGGGAAGUCUAACACUUCAUACAAGAACCCACACUGGUGAGAAACCAUUUUCAUGCUCAGUUUGUGGCCAAAACUUCGCUAUAAGGGGACAUUUAAAAAGGCAUACAAAAAUCCACACUGGUGAGAAACCUUUUGCAUGCUCAGUUUGUGGCAAAAAAUUCUCUCAGGUGGGAUAUUUAAAAAUUCAUACAAGAAGGCACACUGGCGAGAAACGUUUUUCAUGCACAGUUUGUGGCAAAAAAUUCUGUGACAAAGAAUCUUUAAAAAAUCAUACAAGAAGGCACACUGGUGAGGAACCUUUUUCAUGCUCAGUUUGUGGCCAAAAAUUCUCUCAAAGGGGAAAUUUAAAAAUGCACACAAGAACCCACACUGGUGAGGAACCUUAUUCAUGCUCAGUUUGUGGCAAACUGUUCUCUGACAAGGGAAACUUAAAAACGCACACAAGAAUGCACACUGGUGAGAAACCUUUUUCAUGCACAGUUUGUGGCAAAACAUUUUCUGUGAAGGGAAAUCUAACAAUUCAUACAAGAAGGCACACUGGUGAGAAACCUUUUUCAUGCUCAGUUUGUGGCGAAAAAUUCACUCUGAAGGUAAACUUAAAAAGUCAUUCAAGAAUCCACCCCCUGUUGCCUGCUCAGUCACCUGCCAAAGAGUCUUGA